CAUGAAAGAAGUGCAAUUAGAAAUGAACAAAGAACAUUAUUAGAUGAAGUAAGAAAAUAUCAAUUAAUCAGUCUAGCUACCUUUUAAUCAUUGCUUGUGCAGUGCUUUUAUUAUCUCUCAUAUUAAAAGGAAUGCAAUGAAAAAUGAAUAAGACCAUUUAGUCCUUGAGAAUCUAGGUUGAAGACAACUUUCUUCAUCACUUCCUCCAAACGUUGCAGGAAUAGCUGGUUCAAUUUUUGUUUCUUGGGCGUUUGAGGACUUCGUUCACUGUAUUAAGGUGUUUACCGUUGGGGCUUUAUUUGAAGUUAGAUUUCAACCAAUACGAAAGACUUAUUAACAAUUAGAGGAAACUGAAAAGGUGGAAAGGAGAUGGCCGAGGGUCGCGAUGUGAUAGGUGCCAUAAACCUUGUGAAGGGCCAGCAUUUUGGUAGAACGACCAUUAAUCAAUUGGAGGAUGCUACAAAGCACCUAACGCGUGUAGCUGUAUUUCUCACGAAUCUGGAGAAGCGCUACCCUGAGAAUGGAAUAUCUGGACAACUUAGGCCCCUAUUUCUAGAAGCUCGUGAUGGCUUUUCCGAGAUAUCUUCUCGUUUUCCUCGUUUCAACCUUACCAUUAAAAUGGGGAAUAUUGCUGAGAAAUUCAAAGCUUCAAAGGCAUCAAGAUCAACUAGCCAAAUAAUUUCGGAGGUGCUGAAAAUAAUUGAACAUGAGAAUAUUGCUAAGCAAAUCAGAGCUUCAAAGCCAUCAAGAUCAUCUAGUCGAAUCACUUUGGAGAUGGUGGGGUUUGUUGAAUCUUUGCUUGGUUCUGUUCAUCGUGCUCUCUUCUUUAUUAGUGUAGGGCCUGCCGCGUCUGUGCUUGACAAGAAGCUCCGACAUCUCCGAGUCUUCUUCACAUUAAUUGCAAAGCAGUGCAUUGAGCACGAGAGUAUGAAGGAUCUCUUUACCCAUGUUGAGGAUGUAGCUUACACUGCAGCAUACCUAUGUUUCUUGGGGUCGAACUGCAAUGUGGAUGGCGAGUUCUCUAAAUUGCUGGAAAGGGUAAGUCGUCCUUUUAGCCCAGAAUUGAGGCAGAUUUAUCUGAGUGCCUUGAUAGGGUUAAAGUCAUCAAGCUCUGAGACUACUACAAUAUUGAAUGCCAAAUGUAUGCUGGAUUUUGUUAGUGCUCUCCGGGAGGAUCUAAGACUUGGAUGUGAUGGUCGAAUUAGGUGGCUCCAAAGAGGACUUUCUUACCUUUCUCGAUUUCUCAGGGACGUAGAAUCUUAUCCCCUUCCACUUGGAGAAGUGAUUUCUCUUAGAUUAAAUAUGGAAGCUCUGGCCAUUGGGGCAGCAAAUGCUAUCUACUCCUCCUAUGAUGAAAUGCACAACACUACUGAAAUAGAUGAUGUGCUUUUUCAUUUGCAACUGAAGUUUAAUUAUGUCAAGGUGGAAGUCGAUCUGAUUCGGCUACUAACCCGUCAAGCCGCCAUCACAAUAGGUCCUAUGAAAUCUCUGAUUGACUAUGUUUGGAGUGAGCUGAUAUUCUUUAGAAAUUAUUUCAUGGAUGCAUUUAAGCAGUGUAAUGAGAAGACUAAGAUAACUGUUAUUUUGACCUCUAUUCAAUCUGCGAUUAGCCAAGCAUGGUCAGUCUGUGAUUCUCUUUGUCAUGACUUGGAGCAAGAAGACUCUUUUUCUAAUGAUACGCAUCAAGAAGGCUCUUUUUCUAAUGAUACGCAUCAAGAAGACUUGGUCAGGGAAAUGAUUAAUUGCUUGCAUUUUCAGCUGCUUCUUAAAUUCAAGUUUAUUAAGGCAGCGAUUAGACAGAUGUAUCCCAGCAUUUCUGCAUCAUCAACAUUAGACCAUCCCACGAUAAGUCUGCUGAACUUUCUUCCUAUGAACUUUGAGGUUAUCGAUUCCUAUUUCAGCAUGCUAAAAUCCUCCAAUACAUCAUCCUCACAUAGGCCCAUGAUGGAUGAGGUUUUGAUGGGGUUUCAUGAAUAUAUUCUGGAAAAUCUGCUACUGAAGGAUGAAACCAAUUUGACGUUUACUAUUGCAGAUGAGGUCAAAAAGUUUUAUGGUGGGUUAUUGCUCCUGGUAACAUAUCUUAUUGAACCUCUAGUUCCUCACAUUGAAUGUAGGGAGCAAAAUAAUGUCUCGACGGGAUUUGGAACCAUCGCAAUUGAGGCGCAAUCUGCUAUGAGUUUAUCUUAUGAGGAUUUUAUGAGUAGCAACAACUGUAGGGAGGUCAAUCUUGUUCUUCAAUUUUUGACUGUGGCUUUCUGGCUUAUCAAGUCUGAGGGAAGCUUGAUGGAUAUACUAAAGCACAAAGCCACUUUGGAAUAUCAAGUUCUGGAUCUGAUUGAGAGUGCUCGUGAAGAGCUUAUUUUCAUUAGAUCUAUUCUCAUGGAUCUUCUCAGGCAACACGCAGAACUUAACAAAUUGGAUGAUAUCUUAAUGCAUGCUGAAGUGACUGCAAAAAAGUUAGCAAUACUUGGUGAUUGUUGUUAUGAAAUUUUCCAGGACGGAAGCAGCACCGACAUAAUGAGGCCUUGGUUAUCUGAUUCUCUACAAGAGAUUGAGUCUGUCAAGGCAGAGUUCAGAAAAGUAUGCUUUCAAGUUCUGGAUGUAUCACCUUUGACCAUGACAGAUGGAGAAGGCCUUAUUAAUUUCUUAUUAAACCAACAGUACAAGGUGCCGAGCAAUGAUGCUGCUUCUUUUAACGAAAGUUUCAUGGAUGGAAGCAGCAGUGAGAAUAUGGAACUUUCAUCAUCUGAUUUUCUAGGGGAGAUUGAGUCUGUCAAGGUAGAGGAGGUCAGAAAUGCAUGCAAUCAAGUUGUGGAUGCAUCACCCUAUGAGAUGCGUAAGACAGAUGGAGAAGGCUUUAUCAAUAUUCUGUUAACCCAACAGAACAAGGUGCUGGAAUAUGAUACUGGUUCAAUCUUUUUUCUGCAUAAUCAAAUCUCAGUAGUUAAAGACAAACUUUUGGACAUGGGAUCUUUACUUGUAGAUAUUGUACAGUACCGCAAUAUGCAUCUUGAACUCAAAGAUCUUGCUAAACGCGUUCAAGAUAAAAACUACAUUUGUUUCUUCUCCAUCAAGGGGUAUAUUCCUGCUUGGUAUUACACAUUAUAUCUCUCUGAUGUCAAGCAGUUGAUUAAGUUUGUUGAGGCAGAGGUAAAGACGAUUUGUCUGAAAGUUCCAGAUUCUUCAAGUUAUAGCUUCCCCAAGACAAAUGGACUAGGAUUUCUCAAUUGCUUUUUGGGCAAAUUGGAGGAGCUUUUAUGUUCUAAGCUUGAUUUGGCUGUUGGCUUAAAUCAUCAGAUUGGAUCAGUCAAGGAGGGCUUACUGUAUCUAACAUCAUCGAUUGGUCAUUUUUCAGAAAACUAUGAUGAGCAUGAUGAAGUUUAUGGUCUUAUAACAAGUGUUACUGUAUUGGCAUACAAGGCCGAGUAUGUCAUUGACUCAUGCUUGGCCUAUUCUCAUCCACUCUGGUACAAAAUUCUUUGGAUUUCUGAAGUUGUUGAGAAUAUUAAGAUUGUAAAUAAAGUUGUUAGGGAGACUUAUGAAAGAAAGAAGUUUGAAGUGACAGUGCAUGAAGUUGCAACGACCUCCACUAAUCUUGCACCGUCGAUUUCAGAUAAUACUCAAAGAACAAACGAAGAAAUGGAGGGUUUCCAGGAUACAAUGGACGAAUUAAAGGAGCAGCUACUUGGAGGAUCACCUCAACUAGAUGUCAUCUCAAUCGUUGGCAUGCCAGGAUUGGGCAAGACUACAUUGGCGAAGAAGAUUUACAAUGAUCCAACAGUCACCGCUCACUUUGAUGUCCAUGCUCAAUGUCUUGUGACUCAAAUAUAUUCAUGGAGGGAGUUGUUGCUGACCAUCUUGAAUGAUGUUCUUGAGCCUGCUGAUCGCAAUGAAAAAGAAGAUGGUGAAUUAGCGGAUGAGCUACGCCGAUUUUUGUUGACUAAGAGAUUCUUGAUUCUCAUUGAUGAUGUGUGGGACACCAAAGUGUGGGACAAUUUACAUAUGUGCUUCAGAGAUGUUCGGAAUGGGAGUAGAAUUAUUCUAACAACCCGGCUGAGUGACAUUGCCAAUUAUGUUAAAUGUGAAAGUGAUCCCCAUCAUCUUCGUUUGUUCAGAGAUGAUGAGAGUUGGACAUUGUUACAGAAAGAGGUAUUUCAAGGGGAGACCUGUCCACCUGAACUUGCAGAUGUGGGAUCUCGGAUAGCAAGGCGUUGUAGAGGGUUGCCUCUCUCAGUGGUGUUAGUAGCUGGUGUUCUGAAACAGAAAAAGAAGAAACUAGAUUUGUGGAAAGUAGUAGAAGAAAGUCUAGGUUCCCAGAGCAUUGGCAGCUUAGAGGAGAGCAUGUCUAUAAUUGGAUUCAGUUACAAGAAUUUACCACACUAUCUUAAGCCUUGUUUUCUCUAUUUUGGAGGAUUUUUGCAGGGCAAGGAUAUUCGUGUCUCAAAAUUGACUCGGUUGUGGGAAGCCGAAGGAUUUGUACAAGCAAACAAGGAAAAAGGACAAGAAGAUGCCGCACAAAGUUUCUUGGAAGAUCUUAUUCGUAGAAAUCUAGUAAUGGGCAUGGAGAAGAGACCCAAUACCAAGGUGAAAACGUGCCGCAUUCAUGAUUUGUUGCAUAAAUUCUGCAUGGAAAAGGCCAAACUAGAGAAUUUUCUUCUCCAGAUCAAUAGUGGAGAGGAUGUGUUCCCUGAACAGCCGGAGGAAUACCGACUGUUCGUUCACUCUUACCAAGAUGAAAUCGAUUUGUGGCGGCCAUCUCGCUCAAAUAUCCGCUCUUUACUAUUCAAUGCAAUUGAUCUGGAUAACUUGUUAUGGCCGCGUGAUAUCUCCUUCAUCUUUGACAGUUUCAAACUUGUUAAAGUGUUGGAUUUAGAAUCUUUCAACAUUGGUGGUACUUUUCCCAGUGAAAUACAAUAUCUAAUUCAGAUGAGGUACUUCGCUGCUCAAACUGAUGCAAAUUCAAUUCCUUCAUCUAUAGCUAAGCUUGGGAAUCUUGAGACUUUUGUGGUUAGAGGAUUGGGAGGCGAGAUGAUUUUACCUUGUUCACUUCUGAAGAUGGUGAAAUUGAGGCAUAUACAUGUAAACCAUCGGGUUUCAUUUGGUUUGCAUGAGAACAUGGAUGAAUCCCUUUCUCACUCUCAAUUAGCUAAUUUGGAAACCUUUUCUACUCCACGUCUCUCUUAUGGUGGAGAUGCAGAGAAGAUUUUGAGGAAGAUGCCAAAACUGAGAAAGUUGAGUUGCAUAUUUUCAGGGACAUUUGGUUAUUCAAGGAAAGUGAUGGGUAGGUGCGUUCGUUUUCCCAGAUUAGAGUUUCUUAGCCACCUUGAGUCCCUCAAGCUGGUUUCCAACAGCUAUCCAGCUAAACUUCCUCACAAGUUCAAUUUCCCCUUGCAACUAAGGGAAUUGACUUUGUCCAAGUUUCGUUUACCUUGGACCCAAAUUUCGACCAUUGCAGAACUGCCCAACUUGGUGAUUCUUAAGUUAUGUCUCAGAGCCUUUGAAGGGGAUCACUGGGAAGUGAAAGAUUCAGACUUCCCUGAACUCAAAUACUUAAAACUGGAUAACAUCAAAGUUGCACAAUGGUCGGUCUCUUAUGAUGCUUUUCCUAAGCUUGAACAUUUGGUUUUAACGAAAUGUAAGCAUCUUGAGAAAAUCCCUUCUCAUUUCGAUGAUGCUGUAUCUCUAAAAAGCAUUGAGGUAAACUGGUGCAACUGGUCUGUUGCCAAUUCAGCCCAAGAAAUUCAAACAACACAACGUGAAGAUAUGGCAAAUGAUUCAUUCACAGUUACCAUACAGCCUCCAGAUUGGGCUAAAAGAUCAUCUCCUUGACUCAUAUCUGUAACAGCAGCUAAAGCAAAAGAUUCUACUUCAGCAAGAGGUGUUUUGUCUUAUUUCUAGAACAAGUGGAGUUAUUAUGUUGAAUUCUUGCAAAGAAGAAGAAUCAGGACAGUCUUAUAUAAUGAACAGUCAAGAAAGCCUUCUUUUAUAUUAGUUCCUUCAAACCAGAGUCUUGAGAGCUUCAUCUUUGGGAUUGCAGAAGGUUUUGUCUACCUCCAUGAAAACACUAAGACGAGGAUUAUUCGUAGAGAUAUAAAAGCGAGCAAUAUCUUGCUGGAUUCUAGUCUCUGAGUUAAAAUUGCUGACUUUGGGUUGGAUAGAUCCUUCCAAGAAGACAAGAGUCACAUGAGCACUGCCAUCGUGAGGACUUUGUUAGUGAUUCUCUUCUUUCACAUUUAUAUUAUAGCUACAAACCUUAUGCUCACUAAAUAACAGCCAGUUAGGUUAAUUAGUUAUCUCAGUCGAUGGUUAUUGAUUCUUAGCCAGUGGUUAUUUUUCCUACAAAACUUUCAUUUUUUCUAUUGUAAGUUGUGAACCAAUUCUUGUAUUUACUUCCAAAUAUAUAUAUAUAUGGACCUUUAGAAAGUUUUUUCUCAUUG
Molecule: messenger RNA, 6437 nt
Organism: Nicotiana attenuata
Lineage: Eukaryota; Viridiplantae; Streptophyta; Magnoliopsida; Solanales; Solanaceae
Product: putative late blight resistance protein homolog R1A-4
Exons: 7
Coding region: 370-5829 (1819 amino acids)
Biological process (GO): defense response to other organism
Molecular function (GO): ADP binding
Source: RefSeq, a predicted model, not a curated record